Messenger RNA from Xenopus tropicalis (tropical clawed frog), 1711 nucleotides. RefSeq lists its product as uncharacterized. Lineage: Eukaryota; Metazoa; Chordata; Amphibia; Anura; Pipidae. The transcript has 7 exons. The record is from RefSeq and is a predicted model, not a curated record. Bases 9 to 995 code for a protein of 328 amino acids.
ACCUGAAUAUGAGGCCAGCCAAUCUUAUAUUUAUACAUUAUACGUUGUUCUAUGUAGUCCAUACAUCUAGCUAUGUGGCGACUACUGCAGGGAAAUUUAUGUUUCGACCCAUUGGAGAGGACUUGAAGCUGUUUUACCAAACGGACACUGCCCAAAGUGAUGUAACAUGGAAAUGGACCUCGCCUAACUCACAAAUGAAAGGAAAGAUUGCCAUUACUAAAUCAAUAUUGCAUACCAGCCCGAAAUUUCAGAAUCGUGUAAGUGUCUUAAAAGAUGCCCUGCAACUCGCACCGUUGGAUUUUUCAGAUGCUGGCACAUAUACCAGUGAUUUUGGAAUGAUUAUAAAUCUUGUAACAGUUCAAGUAAAAGCAGAUCCAUCUACAGUGGUUUCCUAUGGUAGCAACCUGUCUCUCAUCUGCACAGUCUCCCAUGUACCGGACAGCAACAUGGCACUGGUUUGGGCAAAAAUAAAUAGGACCAUAACUAUACAGGUUAAAAGGCAAAUACUGAAUUAUAAUACAUUGGAAAAUAUCAUGAUUGUUGAUUGUGUAAAUGAACAACCUACAAACUGGGCAUGCUUGGUAUUCCACAAAAGCCAACUUGUUGCUAAAUUACCAGUGCCAUUAGAAUACCCCAAGCUUCCAGUUCCAGAGGUAACAACCGGCACCUUCACUACUUCUACUUUUCAACUAGAUACAAUGAUCAACACAGAAUUAAGCACUAGGGACACAUUGGAUCUGGAUAAUUCAACUAUCAUAACAGUUUGCAUUCUAAUUCCCCUCAUUCUUGUGCUACUCUUGUUAAUGUGUGUAAUGAAAACAUUACCAAAGCCAGAUUUGACUGAAGAACCAAGAGCAAGUAAUGCUGAAGAGGUACAAUAUAUUACUGUGGUGUUUAAAAAGCCAGCGACAGGAAUUUCAAGAGGGAUGGAAGCCAAUCAAGGUGCACUCUGUAGUACUGCAAAUGGGGAAGAGAUUUAUGCUCUCAUCAAAUAAAAACCGGUUGGAUGUUGAAUUUCCAUGAUAAGGAAAACACAAAAUCAAGAGAUUAUGCAAAUGAUGCAAGUCUAAUUCAAUGAUCAUGGGCACAGCAUUGCCUUGUUUCUUCAACUAAUGGAUACUUAUAUGGGGAAAAAAAACCCAGAUGACUGUGUUUAGAUAAGACUAGUGGAAAAAAAAUCAAAACCAGGGGCGAUUAAGGAGCAAAAGGAAAUACAAAUGGAACCGCCAUCUGGCUCACACAGCAUUCAUUUUUAUGGAAGAAUGCGUGGCGGUGUGCAAGCUGUGCAAAUCAUACAGCUCCAUCUAUUGAGUGUUCUAUAUUUCAAGUAAGGAUGCACCGAAUACCGAACCGAAUCUGAAUUUGAAUAAGGAAGGGUUAAAGAGAACCGUGCACUUAACUCAUGGUGAAACAUACAAAAAAUCAGGUGAGUUUAAGGAUUUGGCUUUGGUUCGACCAGAGGCAUGGCUUUGGCCGAAUCUGAAUCCUGCUGGAAAAGGCUGAAUCUUGGACAAAUCCUGAACUGAAUCCUGGAUUCGGGGCAUCCCCAAUUUCAAGUUCAAGUUUGACAGUGAAUAUAGUAUUGGACAAUACUGACACUAGCUUGAUUUCAGAGAUGUUCAACUUGACUUGUUGCUUAUUCUAUGGCAGGGGUCCCCAAUCUUUCUUACUUGUGAGCCACAGUGAAAUGUAAAAAGACUUGGAAAGCAAA